Ctenocephalides felis (cat flea) is the source of this 1233-nucleotide messenger RNA. Its product is annotated as GATA zinc finger domain-containing protein 14-like. The transcript is spliced from 5 exons. Gene Ontology annotation, molecular function: serine-type endopeptidase inhibitor activity; protein binding. Lineage: Eukaryota; Metazoa; Arthropoda; Insecta; Siphonaptera; Pulicidae. The coding region runs from base 86 to 1075 and encodes 329 amino acids. The record is from RefSeq and is a predicted model, not a curated record.
AAAUAAAUAACUAAGAGACUAUAAAUAAAUAUAAAUAUAUAAAAGUGCAGAGCGUGACAAACUUAUUGUGUCUCUAACAAAAACAAUGGCAACGAGGCGAGAGUUCAAGGUUCUGGCGAUUGCUGCCAUUUUAGCAGUGUUAUCUUCCACAAGUGCAUCUUCCUCACCAGUACAAAUAUCACGCCAAAAACGCCAACUAUUCUUCCCCGGUCCUGUCAACUUCAACACACCGCCCCCAAGACCCCCAAGACAGAACCAGAACUUCCGGAGACCUGGACAACAAAAUUUCAAUACAAAUCAGAACUUUCAACAAGGUUUCAACAAUCCUAAUUUCAAUAAUCAGCCUAGGCCUGGUCAAGUAAAUUUCAACCCGAGCGGUGGAAAUUUUAAUCAGAAUCAAAGACCAGGUGGUGGAAAUUUUAAUCAAAACCAAAGACCAGGAAGUGGAAAUUUUAAUCAGAAUCAAAGACCAGGUGGUGGAAAUUUUAAUCAAAACCAAAGACCAGGAAGUGGAAAUUUUAAUCAGAAUCAAAGACCAGGAAGUGGAAAUUUCAAUCAGAACCAAGGCUCUGGUUUUAAUCAGUUCCAAAGACCUAGUGGUGGUGGAUUUAAUCAAAAUCAGAGACCAGGAGGUAAUUUUAAUCAGAACCAGAGACCUGGAUCUAACCAAAAUCUAUUUGAUCCCAGACCAACCCAGUCGAGUAUAAACACUCGCAGGACAACCAGACAGAUCGACUUCUACGACGACGAUGGUGGUUUCGUCUUCGGCAACAGCGAAGAAACCAGGACGACCUCCACCACGCCUCGCAGUUCUGGACCGAUUCUGCAGUGGACUGGAAACAACCUUAACUCUGUGCAAAAUCAGUUCCCGUUCGUCGCCCAAUCGUCAGCAAACAAUUGCCAGAACAACUGCCAUCGCACCGUGACGAACGAGUACAACCCCAUAUGUGGAACUGAUGGGGCAACUUACACGAAUCCAGGAAAGAUGAGGUGUGCCCAGACCUGCGGAAUAAAUGUCCGAGAAUCAUACAAAGGUGCAUGCCCAGGUUUAUCGAGUUCCAUCAACAGAGUUUAAUUUAAAAUGUGUUCAAGUAUUACAAAUGAAUAAUUUUGUCGUAUUAGUGGUGGUCAGUAUUUAUUCCUGAACUUUAUCAUAUAUCCUUAUAAAAAUUAUCAAGAAUUCACAUUUUACCUCGUAACACUUUUCGAUAAAAUUUGUGAAUAAUAACAUCA